CUGGAUUGUUGUCAUUCAUCUCGUGACUAAGGGGGAGGAGUCUAGUUGGCACCGGAGACACCACGUCGCCAGAGUGGAGAGGAAACCACGCCUCCUAUACAUGCCAUGCACGCAAUCUGUCUUGCAUUUACGAGAUAUUACAUUGACAUUAAUUUUUUACGUUGGUUUUCACUGCGAUGUAAAGACGAAAAUUGAUAUAAUUUUUAAGAAAAGUUCUGUUCGGCCAUUUUGAAAAAUAUCUUUCUUUUGGAGUUAAAGAAGUUGAAGAAAGUUCUCUGCAAUGAUUGGACAAUACAAAAGUUGUUUAUAUGUGGAAGAAACAUGACAAAGACAUCCUCUAUACCUAGUCGAUCUGCCGAAGAAAAGAAAAUUUUACAGUCUCGAACCUACGAUUAUCUGAUUGCAACCCAUGAUUAUGAGUCCAAAAAAGAACUAACUAUCCGUUCCGCAAGGCAUUUUUGGCCCUGACAUCUUCUAACCGUCUUGAAUAAUGUAUUUACAAUUCUAGUAAAACAACUUUAAAAAAAGGGGAAAAAAUAAAAUAUAAACAACUCAUGCACUAAGCCUAUAGGCAAAAUAUGAAAUAAGAGAGAUGCUAUACCAAACUGAUCUGGAAAUACAAGGGACAGUUCAGAAGACGGGAGAUGAGUGGGAGAAAUUUAUGACAGUGUAUAUGAUGGCAAUUUUUUUUUAUUUUCCGGAAAUAAUUGUGUCGUACGAGUAGGAGGAGCAUCCAUUCCCAGGAAUAUCAAGUAGUUCUAUUGGUCAUAAGGAAAAACAUUUGCAGCAGAUGAUUGGUUAAUGCUCGAAGUAUCACUCCUAGUGGAGACCUGGACUGCAUGAUCCGUUGACUAUCGAAUGUCUUCUUAUGAGACAAGAGUUGAGUUUUAAAAUCUUUCUGGCAUCUACAUUAUUUUUAAUUUUCUAUAAAACAAGAAUUAAAGAUUUAUAGUGACGAAUCCAAAGUGAGCUAAGCGAAUCGUUCAUCCAUUAGUCCACCUCUACAUGAUACCCGGUUGACGACGGAAAGCGGGGAAGCCGAGGAUGAUGAACGGUGCCCUAUACGAGGAAACGUCGAACAGCCGUUCUAGUGUAGACGCCUUGCCUCCACCACCGCCGCCAGCAGCGAGUCAACCGGCUCUCCAGACUGGACCACUUCACAUACCAGCCAAGAGAGUAACUACUACCAGCCUGGCUGUAACGUACGGGCAUCCAGAGUGCGGCGGAGCCGACACCGCUGCCGGGGUCAUACGGCACGGACAUGGAACUCAACCGUGGGGCUACCCGGCUCCGGAUAAUCAUCCCGCUGCUACUUUCGACAGCUAUACGCAAUACAACCAGACUUUGUGCAAUGUGAGGGACACAAUGCCACCAAGUUACUACUAUAACGAACACGCGGCUGCUGCUGCAGCGCGAGUCGCAGCCGAAAGAAAACCUCCACCUUUGAAAUUUUGGUCGAACACUUAUGACAUCCCUUCUGCCGGACCAAGUGCCGUUAAUCCGGCGGACACGUGCCAGACAUUUGCACCGCAGACGUGGUGUAACUACACUCCGUAUUCGGGUAGAGUGCACGGUCACAUGGAACCGCACGCACCGCAAUCCGUCACGUAUUUCACCGGGGACGAUCGCGCUAGGGCACCGAUGGAUGGGUUUCCGCACUCCGAUGGAUAUACACUACGUACAUUUGCGGGGACAGAGACCCAUGCCCCAGCGCCAUACGUUCCUGCUUGUACAGUUGCCCUAGAGAACUGUUACCUAUUUGAUUGGGAGAGAAUCGCUCUUACUGCACUAGCGCCAAUAGGCGGUUUGUUUGUGAACUACAAGAAUUCGGCAGAGUACUCCACUACUGAUUUUUGUUGCUUCGACAGUAAAAAGUCGUUAAAAGCAUCUGAUUCAGUGACAACUAAUCCACUGGAAUGGACGGGUAAUGUGACAGUGAGAAAGAAACGCAAGCCCUACUCCAAGUUCCAGACAUUAGAACUUGAAAAGGAGUUCCUGUUUAAUGCAUAUGUUUCAAAACAAAAGCGUUGGGAACUGGCACGCAAUCUUAAUCUCACCGAAAGGCAAGUUAAGAUUUGGUUUCAGAAUAGGAGGAUGAAAAGCAAGAAAAGUUCUCAAAGAAAUUCUGAAAAUAAUCAGAAUAAUCAUAACACGGGAUCAGGUCAAGCAACUAAUGCUAAGUGACAUAUACGUAUUGUCACUAAAAGGCAACCUAUGCUGUCCAGAAGAAAAGACAAUAUAUUAUAUACUGUAUGUGUGUAUGCAAACUAUUACAGUGCAGAAUAAUUACUGUACGUAAUGCAAACUCAGAGAAAUAUAAAUAAUAAUAAUAAAAAAAAUAAUAAUAAUUAAAUUUAAAAUACAGCACCUGCAUCUAGAACCGUUAUGGAAAGGAAAAAAUAUAAAAGAUAUCUUGGGUCAACGAGUAAGUAUGAGAUUCUAUUGAGGACAGAAAAUUAAUCCAGUGAACAGUAUACAUGCAAAUUACAUGUUGUGUCUCAUUGAUUAAAGAUUGCUCCGUCGAUCUUUAUGACCAUAAAAAAGCGAUAGCAAAUUUAGAACGGAAUUUGUGAAGUUUUGUGUUUCGUCGUUUUGUCCAUAUUGCCAAAGUCUCCAUUCACUAAUUUGUACACUUGGACCCAUAUAAAUUAGUAAAUUUGUGGACUGCAAUUGGUUUUUGAAUACGCGUAUUAAUUGUCAUUGGAUAAGAUUAUUAUUCUUAAUCUAAUAUUCUAUGACAAUUUGUAAAAAUGUCCAAAUGAUCCUUUAAGAAAAUCUUAUAAUUGGAGUAAGAUUAAUUUUUAAAAUGGAAAAAAGUAUGUAUUAAAUACUUAUAAAUUUAAAAUUUCCAAUUAAUAAAUUAAAUUAAUUUUGACAAAAUAUAUUUAAAAGUUUUAUAUUAAUGAAGAAUUGGCGUAAAAUAUAAACAUUCAAUAAUUUACAAUAUAAUGAAAUUUACAGUAUGGGCAAAGUAAAUCUUUGGCAUAGAAAAUGAAGACUAAUGAAAAUCUCAAUUAAGUAUACCUUAAAUUCCCUCUUAACUAGUAAUUUAAUAUUUCAAAACUCAUUGGAUUAAAAAAAAACAACCAAUCGUUCGUUCAAUGUUAGCUUAAUUUUUCGUUUAAAAAAAAUACCUCAUUUUUUGAAUCAAUUCAUUUGAAUAUUAGUCACUAAUGUUGCUGCCAACUGUAUAGCUUCUUUAAAAAAUACCAAAGAGUUCAAAAUUUUCAAACGGUAACAUCUGUCAUCAAGCAAAUAUAUUUAUAUACCAUUGUUGUAGUAACUCCACGUCGCGAAAAAAUAAAAUAAAAUAAAAAAUAAACCAUAUAUGCAUAACGUAGGGUUCUUUUAAUUGCUGUUAUUGGGCCACGGAGAGAAUUUCUCUAUUAAGAAAACAGUAUUGAAAAUUAACAUCCGAAAGUCCAAGGAAAUACUUUUCAAUAACUGGUACCUGAUCAUUUGAAAUUUUUGAUUUUAAAAUAAUACAGGGGCAGGCAUACAAGGAUAUCUAAGAGUAUGUAAAUAGAAGUGAUGAUACUGAAUUUAAGAAAUUGUUUAUUUUAACAAGAUAAAAAAAAUCAGUUUUAAAUAGAAAAAAAGAGCAAAUAACUGUCAUUUCGGCUCUAUUUGUGGCACAGUCAAAACAAAACUUUGUAUAGGCUAAAAAAAAAGAUAUAUUUUUUUUGUUAAGAAUUAAAUUUAACUGUUGAAUAUGUUUAUUAAAUAUAGAAAAAAUUUCAUUCUGCAUAAGUUAUAUUACUUAAAAGUGAAAUAACUUUUUAGAAUUACGAUGGUUGUUAUUGGUUUUAUUUUUUCUCCUCUCUUAUAAAUUCAUAUGUAAACAAGAAAUCUUCAAACUGUCAUAUAUGAUUAUACUAAUUAUUUUAAACAUAGAUAAUAUGGCUUUUGAAAAGGACGAUCUCCUCUUUUGA
This is a messenger RNA of Centruroides sculpturatus (bark scorpion), 3932 nucleotides long. Its product is annotated as homeobox protein Hox-D9-like. Gene Ontology annotation, cellular component: nucleus. Bases 1045 to 2184 code for a protein of 379 amino acids. Gene Ontology annotation, biological process: regulation of transcription by RNA polymerase II. The transcript is spliced from 9 exons. Gene Ontology annotation, molecular function: DNA-binding transcription factor activity, RNA polymerase II-specific; RNA polymerase II cis-regulatory region sequence-specific DNA binding. Lineage: Eukaryota; Metazoa; Arthropoda; Arachnida; Scorpiones; Buthidae. The record is from RefSeq and is a predicted model, not a curated record.